This is a messenger RNA of Synchytrium microbalum, 618 nucleotides long. RefSeq lists its product as uncharacterized. Gene Ontology annotation, cellular component: nucleus. Gene Ontology annotation, biological process: ribose phosphate metabolic process; nucleoside phosphate metabolic process. Lineage: Eukaryota; Fungi; Chytridiomycota; Chytridiomycetes; Synchytriales; Synchytriaceae. Bases 1 to 618 code for a protein of 205 amino acids. The transcript is spliced from 4 exons. The record is from RefSeq and is a predicted model, not a curated record. Gene Ontology annotation, molecular function: ADP-ribose diphosphatase activity.
AUGCAAGCUGCCAAAAUAAUCAGCAAAGAACCUAUGAAGGAUGAAGACGCCAAGUGGGUUAAACUUAAGAAGAUAACUUAUUCUGAUCCUGCUGGAAAAAUAAGGUUAUGGGAAUCUGCAGAACGUACAUCCAGAAAAGGCGAUAUCGAUGCUGUUGGUAUCUUGGCACUACUCAAGAUGCCAAACAAGCCCACGGAAACGGUGCUAGUCACCCAAUUUCGACCUCCUGUGGGAGCUCAGUGUGUUGAAAUGCCGGCUGGUCUGGUAGAUAAGGGAGAGACAGCUGAACAAGCUGCUGUACGUGAACUGAGGGAGGAAACUGGGUUUAUUGGGAAGGCUAUACGAUCAAGUGAAAUUAUGGACAGUGAUCCAGGUAUGUCGAAUGCAAACAUGAAGUUCGUCACUGUGGAAGUAGAUCGAACCUUGCCAGAAAACCACUCGCCUAAAGCAGAACCUGAUGAAGGCGAAUUCAUUGAUAUUCAUAUUGUCCCAUUGGUUGGAUUGUUGGGAACUCUCAAAGGCUUCAUUUCAAAGGGCUUCAAAGUCGACGCUCGUCUUUAUCACUUUGCUGAAGGACUGGAUCUGUAUGCAAGUGAUAGUACAUUAUCAAAGCAUUGA